Molecule: messenger RNA, 2819 nt
Organism: Heteronotia binoei (common prickly gecko)
Lineage: Eukaryota; Metazoa; Chordata; Lepidosauria; Squamata; Gekkonidae
Gene: ECT2L
Product: epithelial cell transforming 2 like
Molecular function (GO): protein binding; guanyl-nucleotide exchange factor activity
Source: RefSeq, a predicted model, not a curated record
GAGCACAACUGUUAUUUGAGUAAACUGCCUCUAUUUCUAUCAUGAUUGCCACAAACAUGAUACCUGAACCACACAGUGUCAAACAGUGGCAUUUGGAGAGCUUGGGGACGACAAGCCCCAGCCCAAAUUGAACAACAGAAAUGCUGCAUACACGAUUCAGCUCUUGGACAACUAUUGAAAACCAAUCUCUUAACAAGCAGCUCUUUCAGGAAAGAGUCAGGUUUAUAAGCCAUUGGUUUGACAUGUGGACUGACAAGCAGCAUAAGCAGUUUUUGCACUGGAUUAUCUUGAAGUGUGGUGCAUCACAGCUGAAGUUUGUUGGAAAAUGGUUUAUUGAAAAUAUCCCAGAGAUCAAAGUGGACUUCACCAGCUUGCUACCACGUUUCAUAUCGUACAUAUUCUCCUUUCUGAGCCACGAUCUAUGUACAGGAGCCCAAGUAAGCUGGAAGAACUGGUAAUUCUUAAGAGAGCAAGAUUGUCUGUGGAUGCCAAAAUGUGUUUGGUUUGGAUGGUUUCUUCCCUACAGUCCAGCACAAAAUGAAUACAGUGCUUGGAAACAACAUUAUAUUGCAUGUGCAACCCAACUGGAUGGCUCAGCCCCUAUGGAAACCACGAAAAUGCAUGAGGCUCUCAGUGGACCUGAACAAAAAGAGAGAAUAUAUGAAAAAUUGCUACAAAAAAUAAUUUGAAAGAGACUAUCAUUACACAAGAAGAAGCUGUUGAAAAUGCAUCCGCCUUGGCUAAGUGGAACACAGAGUUCCAGAUUUUUCAAAUCAGGAUUUCAACCAUACUUGUCUCAUGUUGGAUCACCAGAAGCAUUGUUACUAAUGAAGAAGAGAAUGUCCUCAAACUGCAUACUUUCAGAACAAGUUUCCAAAGAAGUCAAAUCUGUACCAAACUUCAGUCUGGCAACUGAGCAGCAUUUUGUAUUAGCCUCCUUUAAACCUUUGCCAAAAAGAAAGAAUGUUGCUGGGAGCAACUAUUACCCAGUCUCACCUCACACACAUCGUCUAACUGUUUCCCAAAGAUAUGCCAGUAAGGCAUAUCUUCUUCUGCCACACCUGAUCUUGUUAUCAUCCCAAGUUCCAGCUUAUGAAGUGAUGGUGGACAGUGUUAAGCCUGGAGUAAUCCCUCUAGUAUAUGAACAUUGUGGCACAACACUGAAAAACCUCUUUUAUUACACAGAAAAAGAGCUGGAUAGCUGAACACUGAAGAGAAUUGGGAUCAUUAGUGAUGGAGAUUCCAGAGGGAUUAAUUUACUUCAAGGCUGUUGAAUCAGCAUGAAGAACCUUCUUAAUCCUGAAGUAAGAGAAUUCUGGAAGAAGUUAGGAAGCUUUGUCACCUCUCAACAACAAGAAGGUGGCUAUGUAGACAUUUUUCUUCCUCUUGCAGCAUCAGAGGCAGGAAUGGAGCUUCUUUCCCAGCUGUCUUGUCUAACUAGAGCAUUCUUCAGAACUCCCACAGGCAUAGCAACUGGAUCAUAUCAGCACAUCAUCAGUGAAUGGUUGGGAAAUGAGAGAGAGGACCCUCCACUUUCUCUGUACUUCACUGAAGCAAAGUUGCUGAUGUGGUUGAGAUUGACAGAACUCUUAGAAGAUACACUGAAGGCUGUCAGGAAACAACUGAGACCAUACCUUUAUGAUUUACAGAAGAACAUGACUGGAAAGAUUAUUGGUCAGAUUAUAUUUGAUGCCCGGAGCUGGUCAGAAGCAUAGGAUAACUAAGCAAUAGCUAAGGCUUUGACUGAUGGAUUAAUUGAACACUCAAAAGGAAACUGUGAAAACCCUUUGGAAUUCUUAUCACAUUUCCUGUUAAAGAAACAUAGGGCUAAAAACAAGGAACUCAGAAGCCAAGUUUUUUUGACGAAUAAUCCAGAAGCAAGAGUUGGAUCAUCAGUUAAGAAUUGGAAACUUCAGGAGAACACACCAGAGAAGUGAGAGAAAUUUGCUAAAGAACUCCUGAUCAGCGAGAAGAAUUAUGUCCAUGUACUAGAAAUUAUAAGAGAUGUUUAUACUAAGCCAUUGAAAGCAGCAUUAGCAUCCAAUCGACCCAUCUUAAACCAUGCUAAUGUUCAGAUAAUUUUCUCUGAUAUCUUGGACAUCUUGGAACUCAACAGCUGGUUUUUGGCAGCGCUAAUACAAAGGCUUAAGGGAUGGGGCCUAGCCCAAAACUUAGGAAACAUAUUCAUCAAAUUUGACAAGCAGUUUCAAACAUACACAAACUUCUACAACAAUUAUGCAGUAAUUCUGAAAACAAUUGACCAGCAGUUAUUGAAAGCCAACAGAUAUCUAAUUAAAACACAAGAUGUAGCCCAGCUACGCUGCUGUUCUGAGAAAGUCAGUGCUCCACUCAGACUCUAUGAACACAUCUGCGACUUUAGCCUUUUCCUUUUCAACGAUAUACUUGUUAUCGCUCAGCGUAGCAUCUCACACAAGCCUUUUGAAUGGAGCACAAAGAUAACUCACCAAUUCUUGGAGAUGGUGGCACUUCAUCAACUCUUUUUUGAAGAUAUUCUAGAGACCAAAUAUAUAAAGAAUGCUUUUCUUCUACAAGGGCCAAGGCAUCAACUGAUUUGUUCUACAGAGGAAGCUGACAAGUUCCCAUGGCUUUCCGCACUGCAAAGAGCACUUAUCUAUAACACUGAGGAGAAUGGAAGCAUCUUUUAAGAUUUACAACUGCCUGCAACUUAAUUCCAUGCUCACUAGCUUUGACACAGGAAAUGAAUCUAUUUCCAAUUAACCUUUGCUCAAAUCCACUUUUGAUUUAACAAUUAGCUAUAGACAGAUGACAUGAAAAAGUUAAAUUGUAUACACAUAGGA